Molecule: messenger RNA, 411 nt
Organism: Drosophila bipectinata
Lineage: Eukaryota; Metazoa; Arthropoda; Insecta; Diptera; Drosophilidae
Product: histone H3
Cellular component (GO): nucleosome
Molecular function (GO): protein heterodimerization activity; structural constituent of chromatin; DNA binding
Source: RefSeq, a predicted model, not a curated record
AUGGCUCGUACAAAGCAGACUGCUCGUAAAUCGACUGGUGGCAAGGCCCCACGCAAACAACUGGCUACAAAGGCCGCACGUAAAAGUGCGCCAGCCACCGGAGGAGUAAAGAAGCCCCAUCGCUAUCGCCCCGGAACUGUGGCUCUCCGUGAGAUCCGUCGCUACCAGAAGAGUACUGAGCUGUUGAUCCGUAAACUGCCAUUCCAGCGGUUGGUGCGUGAAAUAGCUCAGGAUUUCAAGACAGAUUUGCGCUUCCAGAGCUCUGCUGUGAUGGCUUUGCAGGAAGCUAGCGAAGCCUAUCUGGUUGGUCUGUUUGAAGAUACCAAUUUGUGCGCCAUCCAUGCUAAGCGUGUUACUAUUAUGCCCAAAGACAUCCAGCUGGCCCGUCGUAUCCGUGGAGAGCGCGCUUAA